UGUCUUCUUUUUCUUUUUUCGUUGUUGUUGUACAAAAAUAAAAGGGAAUAAAUCCAUUUUCAACUUCACUUUGGAAAAAUUAUAAAAAUCAUUACACAAAAGAUCUGAAAUUUACUUUUCCAAAUUCUCCAGCGUCGACUGAAGUUGCAUGGAUUUAGUUACAACCUUUUUAUUGGAUUUAAGAAUAUAAAUCCACCAUAUUUCAUUUCCUGGAGCAGCAAGAAAUAUAAGGUCUAAGUUUAAGGAAUUAAAGCGCUUCUAAACCCAGAUAAAAUAAUUUGGAGGUCUGACAGAAAUGGGUGCGCCGAAGAAAUGGGUCAAAGCUUUGCUUAAUUUGAAGAGAUCCAAUAAAUCACCGUCUCCAGAGAAGGUUGAAAAUGGGUCUGGGAGCACCGACACGAUUUGGGACCAAAGGACACACUCAGCUGAAAUUGAUAGUGUUAUACUUGAAAAUGAGUUGAAUCAGAAUGUCGCUACAGAAAUAGAAGGUGCUGAAGAUGCAAACUUCCAGUCAGUUUCAGACUCAGCUAGCUCGCCUUCUACUUCACUUCAGGUGCAAAAUGCUGCUGAAGACGCAAAUUUCCAGUCAGUUUCAGAUUCAGCUAGCUCGCCUUCUCCUUUACUUCAGGUGCAAAAUGCUGCUGAAGAUGCAAACUUCCAGUCAGUUUCGGACUCAGCUAGCUCGCCUUCUACUUCACUUCAGGUGCAAAAUGCUGCUGAAGAUGCGAACUUCCAGUCAGUUUCGGACUCGGUUAGCUCGCCUUCUACUCAACUUCAGGUGCAAAAUGCUGCUGAAGAUGCAAACUUCCAGUCAGUUUCAGACUCGGUUAGCUCGCCUUCUACUCAACUUCAGGUGCCAAAUGCUGCUGAAGAUGCAAACUUCCACUCAGUUUCAGACUCGGCUAGCUCGCCUUCUACUUCACUUCAGGUGCAAAAUGCAACUCAAUUUGAACAGAAUAUGGGAGAAGAAUGGGCAGCCAUACACAUCCAAACAGCGUUCAGAGGAUUUUUGGCUAGACGAGCCUUACAUGCUUUAAGAGGACUGGUGAGACUUCAAGCUCUUGUCAGGGGUCAUGCUGUGAGAAAGCAAUCUGCCAUUGCUCUCCAUUGUAUGCAAGCUUUAGUAAGAGUUCAGGCUCGCGUCCGAGCGAACCGUGUUCGUAUGACAUUAGAGAAUCAAACAGCAGAGCAGAAACUUCGACAACAACUCGAACACGAGGCUCGUGUUAAAGACAUUGAAGAAGGGUGGUGUGGCGGUGGUAGGUCUGCUCAAGAAAUUCAAGUCAAGUUAUUGAAAAGGAAGGAGGCAGCGGCUAAGCGUGAAAAAGCUAAGGCUUAUGCUUUAGCUCGCCAGUGGCAGGCAGGGUCAAGGCAACAGGUAAUACCUGCUGGUCUUCAACCGGAUAAGAGCAACUGGGGCUGGAAUUGGUUGGAGAGAUGGAUGGCUGUUCGCCCAUGGGAAAAUUGCUUGUUAGACAUUGACCUGUUAGAUGAAAUAGGAGCUGGUGAGGCUGAAUCUGCUGAUGUACAGGAUGUACCCGCAACUCAGUCAAUUUCCACAGGGAAAAGAUCAAUGUCAAAUACUAGAAAUGGGAAAAUGGUUCCUCGUUCAAGCAAUAACUCAAACAUUUCAAAUGGGAAGAGGGCUGCCUCUCGUUCUGAAGGCUGCAGCUCUGCACCCAGCAAGUCACCAAAUGUGCAAGCAACACCAACCACGCUUGUUUCUAAUAGGAGUUCUAGGCCUGUUUCCAGAAACUUGGUUGGGGAAGCUGCCUCAACGACCAAACUUGGACCUAGAUCACGCAGUACUCCUAAACAGAGAUCAGCACUUGAAGAUAAACCAGGAAAUAAGCGAUUGUCGCUGCCUGACAGCGGGGUGCGGCAUGGGGCUGAACCAGUCAAGCUACUCAAUCGGCCUGCUGUUAAAAGGAUUCCUAUUGCUCCAAAGUCCAUGAAGGCCAAAACCAAACUGAAUGCGAAUGAUAUCAAGCCCCCAAAGCUCACUCCACAAGUCGCUCGUUAACUUUCCAAUAACAGCACAAUGUCCUCUUGUAUUCUGCAGCAGCCACUUCCAUUAACGGCAUGGUCGUGUAUAGAUGCUCUGUAUCAGUUCCUGAUUCUUCUAUGAAUAACGGCUGAGAUAGGAGGCAGACUGCUUGUUGAUUACAUAAGAUAGACGGGUACAAACACCAACUGUCGACGUAAAAAAUUGUUGUUUUCAUUGGUUCAUCAGCAUUAUCAUUCGUCUCCUACUCAAGCUACCAGAUGCCUGUUCUCCUGGCACUAUAUCUACCUCUCUACACUUAAUGUUAAGAUAGAGUGGUUGUACCUUGUUCCCUCACCAAUGAGUUCACAUUGAAUUAUUCGACCGAGUUGAAAAGUGAACCGCGAUAGCCGUGCAAUUCGACCUAUGCGGCGGGGUUUCAUAUCUUCUUCAUCAAUGUUAUGGAUUCUCCAGGAAAAGAAAUGUUAUCGUACUACUAUUUAGUAUUUAUUUACAUGGAGUAAUGAAUUUGGUCUGUCUAUGUUUUUUACAUUACAUUGUUUUUGGAGCUGUAAAUGGAAUUGUCUAAUUAGAUUUCAUUUCAUGUGCA
Molecule: messenger RNA, 2594 nt
Organism: Sesamum indicum (sesame)
Lineage: Eukaryota; Viridiplantae; Streptophyta; Magnoliopsida; Lamiales; Pedaliaceae
Product: protein IQ-DOMAIN 5
Molecular function (GO): protein binding
Source: RefSeq, a predicted model, not a curated record